Messenger RNA from Auanema sp. JU1783, 390 nucleotides. Lineage: Eukaryota; Metazoa; Nematoda; Chromadorea; Rhabditida; Rhabditidae. The record is from the annotation of a GenBank genome assembly.
AUGUCGAAACUGGGAGGGGCAACAGCAAGAGUUGUCAAAGGUCUCGCACGUGUCAAACAAACCAAAGCUGCUUUAACAUUGACCCCGGAAGCUAUCAGCAGAGUACGUUUUCUACUUGACCAAUCAAACGAGGCUAUAGCUUUAAAGAUUGGUGUGAGGCAGAAAGGAUGUAAUGGCUUAACCUAUACAUUAGAUUAUGCCACUGAUAAGGCUAAAUUUGAUGAAGAAGUUGAGCAGGACGGCAUAAAAAUUUGGAUUGAGCCCAAAGCUCAACUCAGUCUUCUGGGUACCGAAAUGGACUAUGUACAAAGCAAGCUUAGUAGUGAAUUCGUGUUCCGCAAUCCCAAUAUCAAAGGAACGUGUGGCUGUGGCGAAUCCUUUAGCAUAUGA